AUGACUCGCCGCAUAGUCAGGACGGGAGUGCAGCUUAGCUCCGUCGGUUUCCUCAUCUUCCUCAUCAUCCUCCUCCUCGACAAGCAGUUUCGCGUCCUACCGAAUUCCAUCCAUGGACAUCUCCCCACUCAUCACCCUGGCCUUGUCGUUACCGACGUUACCAUUGUCACUUGUUCUUCAGUGAACCCCUUCUCCAGUUGUACCCUUGAUCCGUCGGUUUGGUACCGGGUCGACAAAGAUCUCUACUUGGGUAAUACAUGGACAUCAUCCGCCUAUGUGCACUUUCAGAGAAAGCGGGAAGAGGAGCUUCUCGAAACUGACAAAGUCGUGGUUGACCUUCGUGUCAGCAGGUUCAACCCGGGUCUCUUGAAUUCGAAGAUAAACAACCCAAGGGGGGAUGUUCCCAAUGCCGCUGAUUCGAGUGAACUUGAUUGGGAAUCAAGGCCUGGAGGGAUCUGGAUAAGGCGCAGCUCUGAGCUCCAUGUUAGCGAUGCAAAGACCACUCUUACAUCGGUCGAUGUCCUGUUUGGAGCUGAUGUUGUCGACCCCCGUCCGCAGUGGGAGGUCAAAGAUACACCCGUGCUUCUGAACAGUCUAACAGAAUUGGCGGAAGCGCGGAUCUCCGUUCGUCGGGGGGUGCCACCGGUUAUCAAGAAGCCCGAACUUCGAAUCAAUGACAAUGAGCGUUUUAAGAUUAUGCAAGCUGCAGAUUUGCAUUUGAGCACAGGCACGGGACAUUGCAGAGAGCCAGUCCCCGAGGAGAGAGUACCUGGAGAAGCUUGUGAAGCGGAUCCGCGUACCCUGGAAUUUGUCGAGAAACUCCUGGACGAGGAGAAGCCUGAUCUCGUGGUGUUCUCGGGGGACGAAGUUAAUGGGGAAACGUCUAAGGACGCUCAGAGCGCUAUAUUUAAAUUCGUCAAGCCGCUUGUCGAUCGGAAAAUCCCAUAUGCCGCUAUUUUUGGUAACCACGACGAUGAAGGAAAUCUUAACCGAGAAGAAAUUAUGGCUAUUCUUGAGGGCCUUCCAUAUUCUGUAUCAUCGGCUGGUCCGGAUGAUGUGGACGGGGUGGGGAAUUAUAUUGUGGAAGUGAUGGGUCGAUCAAAUUCCUAUCAUUCUGCGCUGACGAUAUAUCUCCUUGAUACUCAUUCAUACUCACCGGAUGAGCGCCAGUUUCGAGGGUAUGAUUGGCUCAAACCGAACCAGAUAAAGUGGUUUCGGAGUACUUCUCAGAGUCUAAAGAAGAAGCAUGAUCAAUACACUCAUAUGCAUAUGGAUAUGGCAUUUAUUCAUAUUCCGCUACCGGAAUAUCGCGAAGAUACGAAUAGUUGGAAAGGCAACUGGCUUGAACCACCGACAGCGCCGGGUUUUAAUUCUGGAUUUAUGGAUGCUCUCGUCGAGGAGAAUAUUUUGUUUGUGAGCUGUGGACAUGACCACGUCAAUGACUACUGCAUGCUCAAUCGUGACAUGAACGAUAAGCCCAACCUGUGGAUGUGCUACGGAGGCGCCUCUGGAUUUGGCGGCUACGGGGGCUACGGGGGGUAUGUUCGGCGUAUGCGAUUUUUCGAAUUCGACAUGGGACCCGGCCGAAUCGUGACGUACAAACGUCUCGAGUACGGCGAUACAGAGUCGAGGAUUGAUGAAAUGAUGAUUGUCGACGCAGGCCAAGUUCGAGCUUGA
Molecule: messenger RNA, 1677 nt
Organism: Talaromyces atroroseus
Lineage: Eukaryota; Fungi; Ascomycota; Eurotiomycetes; Eurotiales; Trichocomaceae
Exons: 3
Coding region: 1-1677 (558 amino acids)
Cellular component (GO): cytoplasm
Molecular function (GO): phosphoprotein phosphatase activity
Source: RefSeq, a predicted model, not a curated record